This is a messenger RNA of Lates calcarifer (barramundi perch), 8083 nucleotides long. RefSeq names its product pleiomorphic adenoma gene-like 2 (gene plagl2). The transcript is spliced from 4 exons. Gene Ontology annotation, biological process: regulation of transcription by RNA polymerase II. NCBI's taxonomy places the organism in Eukaryota, Metazoa, Chordata, Actinopteri, Centropomidae. Gene Ontology annotation, cellular component: nucleus. Bases 662 to 2488 code for a protein of 608 amino acids. Gene Ontology annotation, molecular function: DNA-binding transcription factor activity, RNA polymerase II-specific; RNA polymerase II transcription regulatory region sequence-specific DNA binding. The record is from RefSeq and is a predicted model, not a curated record.
CUCUGCAAGACCUCAUAAUGUGGCUGCACGUCCUGGUGUGUGCAUGUGUGUCUUUUAAACAACUUUACGAGCUUUAUAUUAACUCUGAGCUCGUGCUGACUGACACAUCGAUGUGCGCGACACUUGAAUUGUUAUGAAUGUGUUGUUACUAUCGCGCAAUCUGACUUUGCGUAAUUUUGCUAAUUUUUGUGGCAGCGUAGAAGGAGCUGGGUAUUUAAUUUUUAAUUACGCGAUCGCCUUCUCUGCUUCUCGGAGCUUCUUUGGUCGAUAAAUAUGUUGCAAAUGCGAAUCAGUGAAGUUUUUCAACACGGCGCACUUCGUCCAGCGGCCCCUCGCUGUUGACGUCUGGUGUUCUUUGCAAGUUUUCGGCGAUCCGGACAGUAAAGAUGCAAAGCAGUAUUUCACACUCGCCGCCAACCAUAGCUGUUGGGACUGGGUGAGGAGGAGAGAACACGAAAGGGAGAGGAGCGACUGAAGCAGAGAGAGAGAGAGAAGGAAAGUGCAGAGACAAAAGAAGGAUUUCAACAGAUUUUGGCUUACCUCGAUGUUAUUGCUGGAUCCUCGGCCCUUCCUGUGACCUGUCAGCCAACUUCCUGCGUUGAGCCUGCAAGGCAGGGGACCCACAAGUGAAUUUUCAUGGCAGCGGCACUCUAGGGCUGCCAUGGCAGCUGCUGCCGCUGAUGCCUCACACCGUAUUACCGCACUGACGCCGGAGGAAGAGGGACGACGGACUGCCGCCAAGCUGUUUGGGAGCGCCGCCCCGCUGCCACGGAUAGAGAGAGAGAGAGAGCGAGAGAGGGGGAAAGAGAGAGAGAGGGACAGGGGAGAAGAAGGAGAGGAGGUAGAGAGAGUGAGCGGGAACGAGUGUUUGGUGUGCGGGGCUCUGUUUGCCUCACAGGAGAAGCUACGUGUCCACGCCUUGAAUCACACAGGAGAGAAACCCUUCCACUGCUCACAGCCACACUGUCCCAAGGCCUUCAGCUCCAAAUACAAACUCUUCAGGCAUAUGGCCACACACUCUCCACAGAAGACCCAUCAGUGCUCAUUCUGUGAGAAAAUGUUCCACCGCAAAGACCACCUGAAAAACCACCUGCAGACCCAUGACCCCAACAAGGAGGCCUUCAAGUGUGAGGAGUGUGGGAAGCACUACAACACCAAGCUGGGAUACAAGCGCCAUGUGGCCAUGCACUCUGCCACAGCAGGGGAUCUCACCUGUAAAGUGUGCAUGCAGAGCUACGAGAGUACACCUGUUCUUCUGGAGCAUCUCAAAAGCCACUCUGGGAAGUCUUCCGGUGGCGCCAAGGAGAAGAAACACCCGUGUGACCACUGUGACCGUCGUUUCUACACACGGAAGGAUGUGAGACGGCACAUGGUGGUCCACACGGGCCGAAAGGACUUCCUGUGCCAGUACUGUGCCCAGCGCUUCGGCAGGAAGGACCACCUGACACGCCACGUGAAGAAGAGCCACUCGCAGGAGCUGCUGAAGAUCAAGACGGAGCCUCCGGAUAUGUUAGGCCUUUUAGCUUCUGGGUCACCACCUUGCUCUGUGAAGGAAGAGCUCAGCCCCAUGAUGUGCGGCAUGGGUCCCAACAAAGACCCCAUGAUGGGCAAACCGUUCCCCAGUGGGGCCCCUUUUCCAAUGGGCAUGUACAACCCCCACCAUCUUCAGGCAAUGUCUAAUACUGGGGUGGGUCACCCACACCCAUCCCUAAUGCCCAGUUCCUUAUCUGCAGCCAUGGGCAUGGGCUGUCACAUGGAAUCCCCUGGAUCUCUUCACCCACACUCCCAUCACCACCACCAUCAUCACCACCAUCACCACCACCAUCAUUCCCCUCCAUUGCCCCCCCCCCACCAGCCUCCGGCUCCCCAGCAGCAGCACCAGCCCCAGCCAGCGCCCAAAUACCAGCUGGGAUCUACCUCAUACCUGCUGGACAAGCCCUUGAAAGUGGAGAUGGAAAGCUUCCUCAUGGAUCUGCAGAGUGGCUUGCCAGGCCCGGUUCCCUCUGCAGAGCCCCACGCUGCUGCCUCGCCCCCCAAGGACGGACUGGAGCCCACCUCGGGCCUGACAGAUGAGCUUUGCGGGGAUCACCUCCUGUCCAAGAGCCCUGCGGUGAUCGCUGAGUCUCUGUGUGCUGCUAACAUGGACUUCUCCCACCUGCUGGGGUUCCUGCCCCUCAACCUGCCCCCCUACAGCGCCCCCAUGAGCACGGGAGGGCUGGUGAUGGGCUACACCUCAUCUGCAACCUCCUCCUCUUCCUCCUCCUCCUCUGCCUCAUCUCUGCACGCUGCCGAGCCCCACGCUGCAGCAGUUGCCGCGGCAGCAGCUGCCGUCGCCACGGCACCUCUUACCUCUUUGCAACCGCAACCUCAGGAGCAGCAGAGCUCCAGUGGGGGUCUGGGCCUCGGACCUCUGCACCCCCUCCCCCCAGUGUUCAGCUCCAGCCUUAGUACCACCACACUGCCUCGCUUCCACCAGGCCUUCCAGUAAAAGAGCUGGCCCUAGGCCCAGCCCUGCCCAGCCAAGAUGGCCUCCACGCCAGCCUCAGCUCAGCUCAGCUCAGCUCAGCUCAGCGUGGUUCUUUACAGAGCCUGAUCAAAAAGUUGGGAGAAUUAGAAUAAAUAAACACACAAAUGAACACUUAGAAGCCUUAAAUGAAAGCACACAAAAGCUUUUGAUUGAGCCUUAAAAGGAAGUUAAACCCCUUUGAGAAAAAAGGAAAGGGUCAGAAAAGAAGUUGAAGAAGCUUUUAUUUGGGCUCCCCCCCCCCCUUAUCCUAUAGUUAUAAAGAUGUAUUAACCCUUCUUUUUAAAUUUCCAUUUACUUCCCCUUUUAUCCCUCUUCCAUCCCCUAUUUAGUAGUAUUGAGGGCAGGAUCAGUAGGCCAAAAGGCGUGGUACUGCAUACUUUCUAAUGUUUAAUUUAAAAAAAAAAGAAAAAAAAAAAAGAUAAUUUUUAGUGAAGAUUAUCAGUCUUGUUGUGACCCAGAAAAAAAAUAGUUUGAAGUGGAUAUUUUGUUUUCCUUUUUUUUUUUUUCCAAAUGUAAGAACAUGGUAGAAUGUGUCUCAUCUUGAGUUUUGAACCACCCACUCUAAUAAUCCAAACUGUCAUGAUUAGUAUGGAGACGAGAGAGAUCAGUGAAGGAAUGAAGAGAGACAGAUGUUGAGCCGACAAUUGAACCUUAAAUCUAAAAUCGUCCUGUAAACAGCUUGGCUGGAGCCACAAAAACAACCCCUGCCUCUAAAAAAGUGCUCUUCAAAUAAGAAAAAAAUUAGAUGGAUGUCCCAGUUAUUUUCUUACAACUGUAACUGAUGUGCUCAUAGAGUCAGGUCAGUUUAAAUGAAAAUAGUUCACUAAAUAAAAAACAGAGACCUGUAUGAGUUGUCUGUUUGCUGCCAAACAUAAAGACCAGUCACACACAUGGCCACACAUUUUUAAAGAAAAGAAAAAAGAAAGAAAUGUGAAGGUGUGUGAGCUGGUUGACAAUGGUGUAUUAUCAUGUUGGCUUUUUUACUUUUCCUCAAGAGAAGCACUUUUUUUUAGCAGAAGGCACUUCACCUUUAGGAAUCUACUUGGGAAACCUUCCUAGACUCCUUCCUUGUGACUUCUAGAGGUUUUCACCGCCUGAGACAGAGACUUUCUCCUCACUUGUAGUUCCUCACAAAACCCAAAAUCCUCCUGGUUUCCUCUGUGAGGACUCUCCUUCCUUCACCUGUCUUCCUUCCAUCAGUUACCUUUAAAAGUUCCCAUGAUAAUGAUAUACUGCAGCUGUUUCUCUGCUGCCUGACAUAUCUAAAAUCUAGGCUAUAUUUUUGGAAAAUAAUACAGACACAUCUUUACUCAGUCUUUUAAAAAGAUGCAUCAUCAUGGUAAUGAUGAACCCUGACAUAUGUGAAUGGCAAAAAACAAGAAUUACAGUGACAGAUGAGGAAAAAUGUGUUUAAGAAUGUUAUUGCAGUGUACGAAAUAUCUCAAAAAUGAAUAUUAUAAUUGCUUUUAUCUCAGUAAGGUGUAUUUUAGGUAGACGUAUUAAAACUAAGUGAUGAUGUUUUUGAUGUCUGGCAGGUUUACAUUUGUGUGUAUCUUGCAUUUUUGAUCAAACAAACGGAUGAAGUAUUAGCUUUUUCCCUUAAGCUUUCUCUGUCAUAUCCAAUCUUUACCUUUACAUGUACUUGAGUUAGUAUAGUGGAAUCAGAACUGUGGAUGGGAAAUAUCUAUAGAAGGCUGUUAGUGGCUUAAUAAUCAAGUAGGAUUUGAACUAGAUAGAUUGUGUUAUAGGGAUGCUGACAUGGAUGGCCUAUGAAUUUAUGACUGUAGGUCUUUAUCCAGUGGAAUAUAUAACCCCUGCACUGUGAUGAAAUCCAAGCUGAUUUCACUCAGAGCUCAGUGGUUUUGGACGUCUUGGAGUUUAGAGCAUUUCUAACCAUUUGCCACCAGCCUAUAAAAACCUGAGCCCAAAGUUAACCUAAGCCUCAAAGUGAAAUAGGUGCUCCUUAUCUAAUGUUCUCUCUGGGGCAUGACCAUCGCAAGCGGCAUACCCAUAACUUCACACAGGACUGAGCUCCUGCAUCAUCAGUGAUUCAGUUCAUUUUGUGUGUAAAUGUUGUCCAGUCCUAGAAGAAGACCCGUUCACUUUGCCUUCAGCAGUCAUCAUGCCACAGGCAUGCCCCACCCACCAUAAAAUGUUGAGUAAAAACAAAGAAAAGAAAAAACAGGAAAAACAUAGUACAUUAAAAAAGAAAAAUAAAAUACAUAUUGCUGCUUUUAGCUACGGUUGCUGAUGGACGACAACUGUAGACCACUAGAACAUUUCAAAUUUUUUGCAAGAUGGACAGCGAGCUGAAAACAUGCACAAACAUCACCGACAAAGUGUUCAUCAGCCCCAGCCCCCUCCCCCCAUACUCCUCCUCCUCUUUGCUCAGCUGCUUUGUAGAGUCAAAGGAAAAGGGUCUGAAAACACAGCGAUAUCUGAAAGAACACAGUCACUGAAUUCCCAGGCUUUGACAUUCAAAGCACAGGGGGACACAUGACUGACUGCAUGACUUGGGGUAUCGCUUAUAGUCAUAUAUUUGUUUUGUUUGUUGUCAUAUGAUAUAUUAUUUUCUGUUUGUAUAAAACAGGACCUCGAAAAACAACACAACACAUCACCUCAUUUUUAUUUGUUUUAUUUUUCUUACCAAAACCUGGGGAGAAGAAACUACAUUUUUGCACAACUGCUUGUUACAAAAUGCUACAAGUGUAAUCUGAUUUUUAUACUGUAGGAUAUGAAACCCCAACGAUGAGCAGCUGUGUGUUAGACAGCUGAAUAUUCCCCUUGGAAGGUAGGAGCAGCUAAUGUUGAAAAAGCUUCCCCACGGUCUGACUGUUUAAUCACAACUUCAUAGCUAAAAUCGUAGAUUUUAUAUUCCAAGUUCUGAACUAAUUUGAAAUUAUUCUGAAUAAUUAACACUUUUUAGUCUCCCCCCUGGAGGGUCAUUUUUGUGAUGAUGACUCUUGUAAAAUGAUCAAACUUUUUAUUGAUCCUAAAUAAAUUAGCUGUUGGCACCUUUCUGAUAAUUUACAUGAUAUAUUAAAAAAAGGGCAAGAUUCAAAUUUGAUCAUUAUUUUGAGUUUUUUUAAAAAAGUAGUUUGAAAGAAAAAAAAUCCUCUUGGCUUAAGCCAGAUUUGUAGCAAUCAAAUUGAGCAUUUAUAUUUUUGUAACAAAUUUUCAUUUAGUCCUAAAAAGAGUUAAGGAAAAGCUUUUGGCAUGUAUUAAGUUUGUCCUCCCUGGGUUUCUGUGAGCUAAUCUGAAUUCUAGCACUUUCAACCUUUAAAAAAGAGUAUUUUUUUUCUUUUAAAAUUUCAGCUUAUAUGUUCAUAUGUUUUUAAUUUUGUAUUGAUCCUGUACAUGUAUGUGCCAUUAGUUUGAUGUGUAGACUUUAUCAACCUUUGUGUAUUUCUCUUCUCCAAAAGAAUAACAGUAUUUUUGAUAGACCUUUCACUAAUAUCCUUCUACAUACAAACCCUCUGCCCCUUUUCCUUUGAAACUUUUUUGGUUUUGUUUUUUGGUAACCAGCUUUGCCUUCUUUCUCAUAAAUUUAACUAAUCAAACUCCACAGCCAAGUGCUUGAAGAGAACAGCAACAGCUUAGUAUCUGUUAUUCUGAGGGGGUGAGAAACAAGUGUUGUCAGGAGAAUGUUAAAGCCACAACCUGACCACAACCUACUAUUGAAAUGCUGUUGCAACAGAGGACCAUCUGCAGGCCAUUUUUAGACCAUGUAACUGAAGAAAAAUUCAGUCAGGAUUGACCCCAAAAUGUAGCACUUAAAGUAUACAGCCAUUGUCGCUGAACUGGUUGUCUCUGCUAAAAGGAGUGACUUCCUGCUAUAAUGACUCGUGAGAAUGAUGCCACCAUGUUGCAAGAGUUGCAGUUUCAGUUUUUCGUUAGGAAGUGGGUAAACGUGGCUUUAAAUUAAAGUUAGUAACAUGAACUCAACAUAUAGUUGAAAAAGACUUAAAUUAAGACAGAAGUGAAACGUACUUGCCAUACUUGUAGCUGUGAACCACAGACAACGACAGAUCUCAUGCCUGUUGUCCCACCUAAGCUCAUAUUAGUUUUCUCAGAGUUGUUUCCAGAGUGACAGGAUAGGUCAGUCAUUCUUCAUAGUGGGAUCAUUCUAGAAAAAUGUUUCUCGACUCAUACCCUGAUCUGUAUGGAAGCCCAUUUCUGAAAAAAGAAACAACUUACAACUUUCAGCUUACUUAAUCAAAAAUGAUGAAGAUGCUGAGAUAUUAAGUCAAAGUAUAGACUUUCAUUUCCUGACAUAAAAUUACAAUAGUGAAUCAAGAUUAUUGACUUGGCCCAUAACAUUAAACAUAAACUGAUUAUGACAAAAUUAUCUGAUAGCAAGUCAAAAUUUUACUUAAAUUUUUUGAAUUAGUGUCAUAGACUGGUAAGUGAAAACUAUCAUGAGUCCUAUACCAAUAAUUUUGAUGUAAUAGAUAUACAUUUUGAUUUAGUAAGUCAAAAUGUGUAUUUACUACUACUACUGUUUACUAAGAAAUUAUUGCAUGAUUCAGUGAGUCAAAAUUAUAUUUACUAUGUUUACUUAACAUUUUAAUUUAUAAAGUUAAGUUCAUGAAAUCAAAAUUGACUAAGUAAAAAUUUUAUUCUUUUUAUUUAUAUCAGGAUUUUUUUUUUUCUUAGUAUCAUAAUUCUGACUUAAUACAGUAUCUUAGUAUUUUUGUGCAAGUUGUCAUUUUAAAUUCUUUUUCUGGCAGAAAUGUGCCUCCAUAGACUGAGCUUUACAAAAAGCUGAUAACUAAAUCACCUCAACUCUGAAACACUUUAUAUAAAACAGAUUACCCCCUGACCUCUGACAGUGAUGUUGUUCUGUUUCUUGGCUUGGCUGUAGAUCCAUUACCUCGACCUGCACCUACUAGGGAUGCACUUAUCCUCACCUUUUCCUCUUUACUAGUAGGUGCAGAACACAAAUAUUUUAAGGGAAUUUUUUCAUCAGUUUAAGCCUGAAAAAACUGAUUUGAUUUUAAUAAUGCUCUCUCUUUCUCUCCCUCUCUUACUCUCUCUCUCACACACUCUCUCUCUCUUAUUUUGCUUUUAGAAAGAAACUGGGUACUGUCUGAUGCAGGCAACAUCCACACGUAGUUUUAUAUAUUUCUAGCUUAAUGUAAGUCUUGCAUUCCAACCUCUUUGUGUAUCGCGUUUAGUGACAUAGCCUUUUAUUUUUUAUCACUUGCUAUUACAGCCACCUCUGGAAUAAAAAAGGUGAAAAAAAGGUGAACAAAAAUAGAAUAUUUGCAUUCACUUACACUAUUUUAUAUAGCAUGGAGUUUAUCAACUACAGGGAGAAUUAUAUAAAUGAUGUGCUUCGGAGAAAGAAAGAAAGUGAGAAGUUUUGCUUUUUUUGUUACAUAUCUCACAUGCAAUCAGUUGCUGCAAUGUAAAAGUGACAGAUUUGUAUAUUGGUUGAUCCAAAGAGAUGAUGAACACAACAACAGAACUAUUGACUUAUUGUACAGUACAGUGUAUCUUUGAGUUGUCAUGUGUUAUGUUGAAAUGAUUAAAAGACAAACCAGCGGUUUCAUA